GAAUCACCCAUGGUCUGCUCAAUCAAAUGUCACUCCUUAUUCCCCUUCAUGCAGGGCUAAUCGCCCUUUAUUGUGAACUUCUCUGGGCUAACGAAUCCCCGACUUGUCGUGCAAGGGCUGUCACCCUGAUCCGCUCUAAACGUUCAGUAUGCCUGAUCAGGGCAGUUUCUUUACCUCAUAGCUCAGUGGCAGAGCGUGAGAUUCCAGUUGAGGAACUUCCUCAAGGUCAUCCGUUCAAUCCGGGUUGGGGUCAUUGCGUGUAUGGGACAUCAGGCGUUUUUGUCUGGAAAUCUUUCACAGUCCUUACAUCGUUUUCCGUGUUAUCAUGCUGAGACGGUACGCGAGGCUCAUAUGCAGUAU
This is a messenger RNA of Somion occarium, 360 nucleotides long. The record is from the annotation of a GenBank genome assembly. Lineage: Eukaryota; Fungi; Basidiomycota; Agaricomycetes; Polyporales; Cerrenaceae.